UAAAGGGAAGCGGAGUUAUUUAGUAUCAGAUAUUAAUUCGCACGUUACAUACGACACAAGUGUUGAAUUGUACGUGUUUUCCACGUUAAGCAUGCGUCCCCGGCUAUGACCCUUGUUCUGCAAGGCAUUAAGAUCAGUUACAGAGCCCCGGAAGGCGCGAGCCCGAACAACGGGAUCACAUAAUCCGAACCCUGCUUCCGAGCGCGAGCGGCGGGUAUCAGAUGCACGUAAACCAAAGUGCCGGUCUUAACUGCUCGUGCACCUCCGGUAUCAUAUAUUGGAAACGAGUCGAUCUUAAAUCGAGUCCCCUGCAGCCGCGUGGCGUCGUGUAUUUGACGUGAUGACGUCGGUGACUUUUGUAAACACGGCGGAACGUACGUCCACGAGCCUGCCCUCCGGAGAUUCGGCACAACGUGGGCCUCUGAGCAGGGUGGAGCCAUCUCUCUAAGAUGGAGCUGGCGGAGUUGCCGCAGUGGGAAAUGGCUGUCUACUGGUUCCUGUCCUUCAGCUCCCACAUCUUCUCUUUCUAUCAGCUUCACAGGUUCUCUAAAGCAGAGCAUGAGAAGAGUCUGGACAGGGAGGUUCAUCUGGAGAAGGGCUUCCUCGUUUGGGGUUACAAGAAGGACCCCACAGAUUUUGAGUGGAGCUUCUGGAAUGAGUGGGUGUGGCGUUCUCUUUUCUGCUCUCUGAUUGGUCACACUGUGGUAUCUCGACUGUGUGGUGUUUACCUUCCCCAGUGCAGAAAAGCCGUCCUCACACUCUACGGCAUGGUAUCGGCCUGGUGGCUUCUGGGCUUCAAGGGUGUGGCUGUUCUAAUGCUCCACCUUAGCGUUUCAUUGGUUGUUGCUCAGCUUCACAGCCCCACCCUCUCGUGGGGGUGUGCCAUCCUGCUGCUAUCCACGCUGCAUAUCAGCAGUCUGCAGGACGUGCAGAGAGCCUGGUACGACUCAGAGGAGCGAUACCUCCUCCUGCUCUUCAGCACUGCGGUGUGUGCGUUACGGUGCAUUAGCUUCAGCCUGGAGCUCUGCUGGAGCCCCCUGCUGGCCGGAGGACCAAGCGUCCGCUGCCCCUUUGUGCAGUUCAGGAGAAUGAAGGAACUCGCAACUCAGCUGAGCAGUCUGACUAGUUACUGUUUCUAUCAUCCUCUGUUCUAUAACGGACCCGUCAUUACCUACAAAGACUUCAGCCAACAGAUAGAAAGGCCGGUGUGUAACGUGUCUGCACAAUGGCUUUUGGCCAAACUCUUGCGAGUGUGUGUGUGGUGGUGUUUGGCUGAGUUCAUGAUCCACGUCAUGUACAUGCACGCGAUCCAAAACAACGAGACCUACCUGCACAUCCUUUCACCCUGGGCUCUGGGGGGCUUGGCUCUGGCUGUUGUGCAGUUCUUCUAUGUGAAGUACCUGGUGCUGUUCGGUGUGGUGUCUCUGCUUGCCCAGCUGGAUGGGAUCCAGACACCCCCCCUACCUCGCUGUGUGAGCAUCGUUUACAGCUUCCGAGGCAUGUGGAGACACUUUGAUGUGGGACUCUACAAAUGGCUCAUUAGGUAUCUGUAUGUGCCAUUAGGCGGUUCUCACCAUGGACCCUUCCAGAAGGUCAUCUCCACGGCGCUAGCGUUUGGGUUUGUGUGUUUCUGGCAUGGUUUCCAUGACUACCUGCAGUAUUGGGCCCUACUGAACUGGCUUGGGGUAUUAGUAGAGAACAUCAUCGCAGUCUUCCUCACAUCUCCUCCUCUCCAUCGCAUCAUCGUCUGCUAUCUGUCUCCGAGGAUGCAGAGGCGUGGCCUUGCUCUUGUGUCCGCCUUCUCCACCGCAAUGAUCAUUUUGUCCAAUCUGGUGUUUCUGGGUGGCACCCACGUCGGCCACGUUUAUUGGAAGAGGGUGUUUGUUCAGGGUUGGUCCACCAUGGCUGUUCCUAUGUUAGCUUUUCUCUAUUGCUUUGCCCAGGUUGGGCUGGAAGUGGAUCGUAAGCAGUCAUGAGUGGGGAAGCUCCACCUCCUCACCACUCUGUCUAUGCCCAGUAUGGCGACUCCACCCUAACCACACCCAUCACCACUACUCGCGUUCCACCCAGCCAGUCUCCUGUCCACUACACAGGACCACCGUAGUCAGAACGAGCCUGGAGCAGUGAGUCACUGUCCAGCGUAGCUAAGGCUGCGAAGGCAAAUGUGUGUCUCCAUGGAUACGGGCCCUGAGUGAACACUGAAUGUGCCCGUCACAAACAGAACUGCGUACAGAGAUUACGGGACACAGAUUAGGAGUGUCUGUCGCUACAGUUUCAACCUCAAAUAUUAUAUUUAUUUGGAAUGCACAAAAAUGUCUGUGUGGGAGGGGGGUGCAUAUAUCAGAAUGAGUGUAAUUUAAUCUGCCAAAACUUUAAACUAGAGACUGUGUGACUGUCUGUGACUGACGGUGUGCGUCUGUGAUGGUGUAUGACUGUCUGUGACUGACGGUGUGCGUCUGUGACGGUGUAUGGCGGUCUGUGACUGUGUGCGUCUGUGACGGUGUAUGGCGGUCUGUGACUGUGUGCGUCUGUGAUGGUGUAUGAAGGUCUGUGACUGUGAGCGUCUGUGAUGGUGUAUGACGGCCUGUGACGGUGUGCGUCUGUGACGGUGUAUGACGGCCUGUGACGGUGUGCGUCUGUGACGGUGUAUGGCGGUCUGUGACUGUGUGCGUCUGUGAUGGUGUAUGACGGCCUGUGACGGUGUGCGUCUGUGAUGGUGUAUGGCGGCCUGUGACGGUGUGCGUCUGACGGUGUAUGGCGGUCUGUGACUGUGAUGGUGUAUGGCGGUCUGUGACUGUGAUGGUGUAUGACGGCCUGUGACUGUGUGCGUCUGUGACGGUGUAUGGCGGUCUGUGACUGUGUGCGUCUGUGAUGGUGUAUGGCGGUCUGUGUCUGUGACGGUGUAUGACGGUCUGUGACUGUGAGCGUCUGUGACGGUCUGUGAUGGUGUGCGUCUGUGAUGGUGUAUGGCGGUCUGUGACUGUGUAUGACGGUCUGUGACUGUGUGCGUCUGUGAUGGUGUAUGACGGCCUGUGACGGUGUGCAUCUGUGAUGGUGUAUGACGGCCUGUGACUGUGAUGGUGUGUGUGGGGGUGCUGUUAUGACGUGUCACUGGGAAGAGCUCCUCCACUUUCUCAGAUACGCUGCCAGCGUAUGUCCAGACCUCCCUGGCCAGCCCAACCCCUACCCUUCUGUUUCUGUUCUUUGUCUCUUUCUUGCGAUCUCCAUCUUUCUGUGUAUGACUCUCUUUUCCACUUCUUUAUCUCCAUCCCUCUCUCUUCAUAGAGCUGAGGGAAUAUUUCCAAUAUGCUCAGUUUAAUUUCAGAGUGGCCUGCUCUUUCCCUGAUGUGUAUGUCAGAUAGACGGCAGGUCCAGUGCCCCGUGUGUGUGUGUGUGCGUGUGUGUGUGUGCACAUGUGUAGUUUCACAAGUACAACCUCCACAAGCCUUUGUCUACUCUUCUACAUUCCACAGGGUUACACAGCUGUCACCCACCACCUGCACUGAAACACACACACCCACACACACACACACACACACACACACACACACACACACACACACACACACCCACACCCCCUCUGGCAAAGAGCCACCUGGGUAACACACCCACCCAACAGCCCGUGUUCCAGCGCCUUUAAGGGCCAGCCGAAGUGGGCAGCUUUGCUGGGCCCUCAGCGCCACAGAAGCGCACUGCUCCUCACCUCACAGCUCCCCGAGGCUCCCCGAGGCUCUCCACGCAAAGGCUUGGGUAACAAACAGGUGGCCUUGCUUCAGGGUCGCUCUGCUGGAAGGUAUGGGACGGGGCACGGCUGUGGGCACGCAGUGUCGGGAGCCCAGUUAUCACGACCCAUCCACUCACAAGUGUCUGGUAAACUCAGUUUCUUCACUGUUUUUUAUGUUGCUGUUAAAUAGUUUUUUGUAAUAGCAGUGGCAGAAAAUAUAUUCACAGACAAGGAAUGUGUAUAAAAUAUUUUAUUAUCAUAAAUAAUUUACAUAUUCUUUACAAAUUUCUUUACUUUUUUUUGUGCUUUACAAGUAUGUCCAUCUGAAACAACAUGGACACAAUAUGAAUACGUUCUUUCAGUAAACACGCAGUAAACGCAGCUUGGGACUACACUUCACGCUUCAGUGGGCUCCGCCAUCGAAAACCCUUUUGGUCUACAGCUAUAACUGUGUCAGGGGAGCAGAGAUCCAGUCUCUGCCUUAAUCUGCCUGACGUCAGAACCGUCCCAGGCUUUGGAGCUAGAGAGAGCUGCAGUGUAUGGUAGGCUGGUUCCUCAGUCACGCUGGUUUACUACCUAAGGAACAAGGCCUGUAAGGUCCAUGAAAUCACUGCUUUUCAUUUGAACGGAGAGCACAAACUCUUCUGAUACUGCUUGUUAUUGUGCAAACAUGCACACUGUGUGGUGUGCAAGCAGGCUGUAGCCCUGGAACCUCCUGCACUGGACUCUUUACAGAGCAGUGUUUCAGGCAGGUGCUAGCGGACUCGUUACGGUGCAGCGUGUCCAUGGCAAACCCAACACUGGGAGCGCUUAGCUCCAUUAGCCAAAACAUUGCUAACAAACACACACGCUCUUUCGGUUCCUCUUUUUCUUGAUUUGGUGCAGUGCAGUUUUAUAAAGAAUUCUCGUUCUGCUCGUCUGUUCAUCUGGUCUGUCCAGUCUUCCUCUCCCUUCCGUCAGUAGGAAGUGCAUUGUGUCUGUUUAAAUGAGGCAUUCUUAUUGCUUUGUACUUAAAAAAUCAUGCACCUUCACCGUCAAUCACUGACUUCUCAUGUGUCUCACAAAGCCUUACAAAGCUUUAAGGUACAGUUUUCACAUUAUCAUAACUGAGAUAUAAAUGACAUUCGAGGAUCGUCUCUAAUAUUUGUCAUUGAAGGUCUUGCUGUUGUUGGUCAGUUGUGUUUUCAAGUGCCUUUCAGUCCAGAUCUUCACAUCUUCAGUGAUCUUGUGUCCACCCAUCAUAACAAAUCCCCAACUCAACCUCCCCGUGACACGUGCCUUCUUUGGGGAUGAUCUAAGCAUUUUAAAGCUUAAAAAACCCAUAAUCCUCUAUUCUGACCAGCAAAAAAACAGAUUAGUGGUUUAUUCCUGCAUAUCCCACCAGUCAUGCUGUGUUAGGAAAGCCUGAUCCAGGCAGGAACUGGGGGGAGGUGCACAGGAGGUGUUAAGCUCCCAAGCCCAGCUCAGACUAAGGUUCACUUAGACGUCAUACACAAAGACACACACAUGCAUUGUGUACUAGCUGAAUAUACACACAGAAGCAUGCGCAUGCUAUUUUGACAAAGUCUGAUCCUGGACUUGCAUCCUAAGGUUCGUGAAUGUAACCCCCACUCGAGUUACUGUAAGUCCCUUCAGUACCGGACAGCUCCCCUGAACAGCCUGACCUGGAAGUGAACCUACGUCACAGUUUAAUGCCAGGAAGUUACAGCUCCAGCUGCCACACACUUGGUGCAACUCCUAAGCACUGCUUCUCCACAUCCCAGCUUCCCAAGACUCGAAGGAGGCUCGGUCCCCUCUGUCCGUCCACAUGCCAACAGGCACAGACCUUGUGAAAGAGCAGAGAAGGCUAGGGACCUGCACCGGGGCGAAAAUAAAAGUUAAACGGAAUGAGCAAGUGCCGGAGUUCAGUGCAACGUUUCGGUCUGCAGGCACGGAACAGCAGGGGAGGAAAACGCCAGCCUGGAAUUCAGCUCCACACGGAUAGAACUGUGUGAAAACAUGUAGGAACAGCGAGGAAGGGGCAGGACAAUGGGAUGAGGGCAGGUACACAAACUCACUCGGAUCCUCAGACUCUGGAGUACUGGGACAGUGAAGUCCAAUCUCUCUUACAGCAGACACAAGCUUAAAGUGUUCACGGGACUGGGCAUCAUAAGUAUUGGGACACGUCAUUUCAGUGGUAUUUUUCAGCACGCGUUUCUGACCACGUUCCUUCCCGUUAAUUCGUUAUAUCCGUGAUUGGGAGACACGGCGUAUGCUUAUUAAUAAGAAGGUGCGUUACAGUUGCUCAAGAAUACAGCAAAAAUAAUGAAUGUGUCCUCCCUGUCCGAAUAGUUUGGAGGGCGCGGCACGUAGCAUAGCUUCACGUUGAGACACUACUGCAAAAAGCCAGGACAGACGUUAAAGCUGAAGCUUGCUGACCUCUGUUCUGGGACCCGCAAAACCAACCCAAGUGUAAUGACCAGAAGUGUCACAGGUGUGUGUGUGUGAGAAGGAUGUAUUACUGAUAAGUGUUUUUGUGAUCUCUAACCCAGAAUAAUGAGACAUACACAUCAAAGCUAGUAGAAAGGCCACAGUGAUGACAUGCACAUUUAAUUGUGUGUGUGUGUGUGUGUGUGUGUGUGUGUGUGUGUGUGU
Molecule: messenger RNA, 6358 nt
Organism: Electrophorus electricus (electric eel)
Lineage: Eukaryota; Metazoa; Chordata; Actinopteri; Gymnotiformes; Gymnotidae
Gene: hhat
Product: hedgehog acyltransferase
Biological process (GO): protein palmitoylation
Cellular component (GO): endoplasmic reticulum
Molecular function (GO): palmitoyltransferase activity
Source: RefSeq, a predicted model, not a curated record